AUUGUGUUUCUGCUUCAGGGUGAAUACGGCAAGGCUAAAGAAUAUCACGAGAAAGCACUUUUAAUGAGCAGUGAAGCUGAAGACAUAAAAAAUGAGAUGGAUUCUCUGAGUAACCUUGCAAUGACAAUGCUGUUGGAAGGCAACGUCGAUGAAGCUAAAUCGCUUCUCCUGGCCAAAAUUCACAAGUUUGAAAGAAUCCUAAGUUUCAUGACAGAUGCGGAUGACCAAAUAAAGAUAUCACUGUUCGACGAGCACGCGCAUGCCUACCAGUUUCUAAGUGUACUAUUUUCCUUCACUCAAAAUCCUGACCAAGCACUUUACACUGUAGAGCUUGGACGAGCAAGAGCCCUAGCAGACUUAAUGUCGGUACAGUACUCCUUUCCAAAACAAAUAUCACACAAUCCACAGACGUGGAUGGGCAUUGAAAGCAUUAUGGAGAAUGAAAGAAAGUGCAUCUGUCUAUACAUUUCCUAUGCAUUUCACUUCAUACUUUUGUGGAUUAUUAAAUCAGACGAACCUAUACGUUUGCGAACAAUAGAUGUCAAUACCUGUUUCAUUGACAAAGUCUUUGUAAGAUAUGUGGAUGAAAUGUUUGACACUGAAAUCGUGAGGCAAUUCCAUACCUUAUCUCCAGAGCAGUGCGAGGAUCGAUCCUGGUUUUCUUCUAAUACCAAGGAAGACAGCCUUGCUGCCGCCCGCCUUGCAGAAGAAGAUGAAGUCAAAAAUCAGCAACCCAUUCCUACUCUUUCUGAGUGUUACAAUAUGAUCAUUGCUCCUGUGGCCGAAUUCCUUGACGAGGCCGAAAUUAUUAUUGUCCCUGAUCGCUACUUUUUCAAAGUUCCGUUUGCGGCGUUACAAGAUGAAAAUGGAAAGUAUUUAUCAGAAUCUUUCAAGAUCCGCAUCGUCCCCUCUUUGACAGCACUAAAGCUAAUUCAUGACAGUCCAUCAGACUAUCACAGCCAGACUGGUGUGCUGAUAGUGGGAGAUCCUGAUGUUGGUGUGGUGCUGUACAGAGGAGAUGUUUAUAAACCGCCAAGAUUGCCUUUUGCAGAAAUGGAAGCUGAAAUGAUUACACAGCUACUGGACGCUAAAUCUCUAGUAGGAAAGCAAGCAACAAAGCAGGCUGUUCUUCAAAGCAUUAGUUCCUUUAGCCUCGUACAUUUUGCCGCUCAUGGGAAUGCUGAAAGAGGAGAAAUUGCUCUAGCCCCUUCACUUGCCUCUAAGACGCCUCCAGAAGAAAAAGACUACUUACUGACAAUUCACGACAUCUCAGAAGUUCGACUUCGAGCCAAGCUGGUAGUUCUAAGCUGUUGCCACAGUGCGCGUGGACAUAUCAAAGCCGAGGGAGCUGUUGGAAUCGCACGAGCCUUUUUAGGAUCUGGUGCACGCUCGGUGUUGGUAGCACUGUGGGCUAUAGAAGACAAAGCAACAAAGCAUUUCAUGAGUCGUUUUUACGAGCACCUUGUUCUUGGAGAAAGUGCUAGUGAAUCUCUUCACGAAGCCAUGAAGUGGAUGAGAGCUAACGGCUUUCCGGACGUGGGACAAUGGGCUCCUUUUAUGCUGAUUGGAGAUAACGUGUCCUUUGAUUUUGGAAAUUAA
Porites evermanni is the source of this 1599-nucleotide messenger RNA. The record is from the annotation of a GenBank genome assembly. Lineage: Eukaryota; Metazoa; Cnidaria; Anthozoa; Scleractinia; Poritidae.